CGCCGUUAAACCCCACAGAAGAAGAAGUCUGCAGGUUUAGCCACAUUAGAAGAGGUGUCUCGCUUUCGGGCUAAAAGUUUCUCUAAGGUUAGUUAUAAAGCUAGCUAGAACAGCUUGUCAACAUGUUUCGAAGAAAACUGACAGCUUUGGAUUACCAUAACCCCUCUGGGUUUGACUGUAAAGAUGAGACAGAGUUCAGGAAUUUCAUUGUGUGGCUGGAGGACCAGAAAAUCAGACACUACAAAAUUGAAGACCGGGGCAACCUGAGGAAUAUCCCCAGCUCGGGAUGGCCCAAGUCCUUUGAGCAGUAUCUUCAAGAUGUGAAUUGCCCAUUCACUGUCGAAGAGAGACAGGAGUCAGUGGACUGGUUGCUGGGUCUAGCCGUUCGGUUGGAAUAUGGCGACAAUGGCUCCCCAGUUGAGAAGUACAAGAAUUGCCCGCCAGCCACAGCCACCGAGGCGGCGAAACCCUCGGAUCCCCUCAUCCAUCUGGACAGCAGCAACCCAGACUUUAAGGCUGGUGUCUUAGGCCUGGCUAGCCUGCUGAAGAUCCAGCGUCACGACGACUACCUGGUCAUGCUGAAGGCUAUAAGGAUCCUUAUCCAAGAGAGGCUGACUCCAGAAGCCAUAGCCAAGGCCAGCCAGUCUAAAGAGGGUCUCCCUGUGGCCUUGGACAAGCACAUCCUCGGCUUUGAUACCGGAGACGCCACCCUGAACGAAGCGGCUCAGAUCCUACGUCUACUCCACAUCGAGGAGCUACGUGACCUGCAGACCCGGAUCAAUGAGGCCAUCGUAGCCGUCCAGGCCGUAAUUGCAGACCCGAAGACAGACCACCGCCUGGGCAAGGUCGGCAGAUGACCUGGCCUGCCUGACCCCUUGACCUCUGCCUUUAACCCCCAACAGUCUGUGAAAAAGAAGUACCACAAACUAUACAUGGAUAUUGGUCCAAGACCUUGUCCUUAUUUUAUUUUAAUCCAACAACUAGGACUAAGCCUUUGAGUUUCAUUUUUUUUUUUUUAAGGAUUUGGGACGGUUGGAAUGAAAUGGACUAGUUUUUGUUUUUGAGAAAGAAAUGCAUUUGUCGCAUGAGUGUUGGAAUGAGAAUGUAUGAAAUACAUUUGGGGGGAAGAAACUUUGGUUUGUGUUCAUAUGAAAUUGGAAGUGCUAUCAGAUUCUGUGCUGAAAUUACCCUUGGAGUUGGAGAUGGAAUCAGCGAUAUAAGUCAGGAAUUACAUCUUAGGAAAUAUAAAGGAUUAAAAAACUGGAAGAACAAAUAUUUGACGACAAUGUGGUGAAAUACAAAAUGAUUAGUGCACAGAAUACCCAAAUACUGCAUUGCUGUGUGUUCAUUCAAUACACAUGGAUAGAUAUAACUGGACUUGUGGCUCAAAGAUCUAGUUUUAUUUUAUAUAGAAAGGUAAGAGGUAAACAAAUUUACAAAACUUUAUUUGCGGGGAAGGGAAGUCACAGUUAACGCCUGGAAAUGUAUUUGUGGUGGUUGGUGAAAUACUUGCUUUGUCGCAAGAGUCCUUCAUUCGAUGCCUCUGUAGAAGUCUAUGACAGAAGUGUUCUCACAGUGGAAAGCACUUCAAGACUCGCCUGAAAUAGCACCAUAAAACGAUCCCCUAUCAUUAGUCUCCCUGCAUCAGAUAACUACAUUAAGUCACAGGACAGUGAACAUCCUUGACAACUACACACUCGGCUAUCAUCAGCCACAGAACAAACAUUACUUUCCAAACUUGUUAUUUUUGACAUCCGUAAAUACCAGGGGAGAAUGACUGCCCCCUCUCAUUGAAGCCACUGAAGUUUAAGGCCAACUGCAGGCAUUGUUAGCAGAUAGCAGGAUCCCUAUUAUUGUGAAUGAAAAUCUUUGUGGUCAAUCAGUGUAAAAAAAAUCAAGGACAAUUAUGGUACGAAUAAUUUAAGCUAGUACACCAGCUGUAUGUCCUUGAAUCGAUUAUCAAAAUAAUGCGCACACAGGAUAAUUUAGUUGCUAAUGGCAGCCUGCAGUACCCCGGUCAGCUUUCAACUUGAGUUACUCAAUGAGAUGGGGCAACACAGCUAACCUGCAACCUAAUUUCCUGGAGUUGCUCAAACUGUGCAUGUCUCCAUGAGACACCAUCUUAACUGACUGCAUUUUGUUUCAAUGCUUUAUUGUGUCUUCAUAUAGGAAUGAAUGGUACCACGUGAUCAAUGGCUUUGUCCAAAAAUAAACAAAAUCAAAUCUGACAACUAAAAAGUUAUUUUCAAAACAUGAACAUUUAAAAAGUUAUUUCAAGCUGUGUGCUUUCUACAUUGAAAGUCAAUAUAUAUAAAAAAUAUUUAAAUAAAGAGUUAACAGUCA
Oncorhynchus tshawytscha (Chinook salmon) is the source of this 2343-nucleotide messenger RNA. Its product is annotated as RNA transcription, translation and transport factor protein. Gene Ontology annotation, molecular function: RNA binding. The transcript is spliced from 8 exons. The coding region runs from base 123 to 857 and encodes 244 amino acids. NCBI's taxonomy places the organism in Eukaryota, Metazoa, Chordata, Actinopteri, Salmoniformes, Salmonidae. Gene Ontology annotation, biological process: tRNA splicing, via endonucleolytic cleavage and ligation. Gene Ontology annotation, cellular component: tRNA-splicing ligase complex. The record is from RefSeq and is a predicted model, not a curated record.